Messenger RNA from Chanos chanos (milkfish), 1099 nucleotides. RefSeq names its product thiamine triphosphatase (gene thtpa). Bases 24 to 761 code for a protein of 245 amino acids. Gene Ontology annotation, biological process: thiamine diphosphate metabolic process; thiamine metabolic process; dephosphorylation. The transcript has 3 exons. Lineage: Eukaryota; Metazoa; Chordata; Actinopteri; Gonorynchiformes; Chanidae. The record is from RefSeq and is a predicted model, not a curated record. Gene Ontology annotation, molecular function: thiamine triphosphate phosphatase activity; magnesium ion binding.
GAAUAAUAACUCAUUAUGUCUUUAUGCAGUUCAAAAUGAGCGUGGAGAUCGAGAGGAAAUUUGUGUGUAAUCCAGACAUCCAGGAGUUAUUGACAGCUAUUGGAGCUGUCUGCACUGGUGCGCGCAAAUUUCGGGACCAGUAUUUUGACACCCGGGACCUAGACCUUACACUGAAGGAUUUCUGGCUGCGACGUCGAGAGGGAACCUGGGAACUAAAAUGUCCCACAACGAGGGGUGCGUCGGGAACCGACGAGAAGAUUGGAGCGCGGCCUCUGUGUACUCAUUAUAGAGAGAUAACUAACUUAUCACAGAUCCAAUAUGAGAUCAGAGAGAUAAUGAGUAAGAACAGGACAACAAAAAGAAAUGCGUCUGAGUCCUGUUGUCAAGGAGAGCUCAAGAUCGGUGAAACCGAAGGCUCCAGAGACGGCGCUUCAGGCGAUGAUGAGUGGCUAAAGAAUCUGAGUUUACAAUGCUUUGCUGACUUCACCACUGCACGGUGCUCGUACCUACUCGAGGUUGAGGGAGAGCAAGGUGGAGUGAGGAUAGAUCUUGACCAGGCUGAUUUUGGCUACUGUGUGGGAGAGAUAGAAGUUCUAGUCCCUGAUGGAGGUGACACACAGUCUGCGCUACAAAGGAUCAGUGCAACUGCUGAAAAACUGGGCCUCCGUGAUGAAAAACGAGUGGAAGGGAAAAUGCAUGUCUAUCUGCAGAGAUACCGUCCAGAUCACUACAGACAACUCCUCAGUACGCACAUAUUAUGACUGAAGAUAAUUAAUGAAGCUGCUGUCUACACACAUAUUAAUUAUUUAUUUGGAAAUAUUGAUCCUUGGGUUUUAAAGACUGUACAGUUACCAUAUAAACCUAUGAUAACAAUGUAAUUGCAGUGUCAUAAUUAUUGACAUAAUGAUAAAAAACCAUGGAUUAAUGUUUACUAUCUUUUAUUAAAAAAAAAAAAAAACGGGAACAGAUGUAUUUCACAUUUUAGCAUUAUGUUGCAACAUUUAAUUUCACCGGUGGUCUCAUGUACACAAUGAUGUGUAGUGUACAUAAUGUUAAUGUAAUGUCCUGAGUCUCUUGUUAAUCAAAUGUUAAGGAGGAU